This is a messenger RNA of Schistosoma spindalis, 1547 nucleotides long. NCBI's taxonomy places the organism in Eukaryota, Metazoa, Platyhelminthes, Trematoda, Strigeidida, Schistosomatidae. The record is from the annotation of a GenBank genome assembly.
AAUUCGCUCAAGGUCGUUGAUGUAUAAUAGCUUACUGGGAUUUUUGUAAAGUAGUCCAUUUGGUUCGACCAAGCUUGAGAAUCAAUUGCUUUUCUUCCGUGUCCUGGAUGUCAUCCAAAGUUCCUAUACUUUCUGCCGGUGGUCCUUUGAUAUUUCGUCAAUUAUUUGAAAAGGUUUCAUCUACAUACACUUACUUACUGGCCGACUCACACACCAAAGAUGCUGUUCUUAUCGACCCUGUUUUAGAAACUGUUGAACGAGAUAAAAAACUUAUAUCUCAGUUGGAUCUUAAAUUGGGUCCGAUAAUAAAUACUCAUUUGCAUGCUGAUCACGUAACUGGCAGUGGAUUGUUAAAGCAAAUUCCUGGAUCUUUCAGUGUGUUGUCGCAUUAUGAUGGAGUUAAAGUUGACAAGAUAAUAAAGCAUGGAGAUGUUAUUAAGUUUGGAAAUUUCGAAUUAGAAUGUCGAAGUACUCCAGGGCAUACAUCAGGUUGUAUGACGCUAGUAUUGCAUUCCGCUGGUGUUGCUUUCACUGGUGACACACUUCUAAUUCGUGGUUGUGGAAGAACAGAUUUCCAAGGAGGCUCAGCUGAGACAUUAUAUGAUUCAGUCUACUCACAAAUCUUUAGUCUUCCAAGUGAUUAUACAUUGUUUCCUGCUCAUGAUUAUUUAGGCAACACUAUGACUACUGUUGGUGAGGAAAAGGCAUUUAAUCCUCGAUUAACUAAAACCAAAAAUGAAUUUAUUAAAAUUAUGAAUGAAUUAAAUCUUCCUUUACCUAAACAAAUAGAACGUGCUAUUCCAUUAAAUCUAAAAUGUGGUAUUAAUGAUGAAUAAAAACAAAUGAUUCUUAAGUAUUAGAUUCAUUUGCGAUAUUACAUAUAUAUUAUUGAUUCAUUUAUAACAAUUUAUUCAAUGCUCAAUUUAUUCCAAACCUUGAUAAUAAUACCUAUUCAUUUGUUUGUUUGUUUGUUUGUUUGUUCCUUUCUCUCAGUCAGUUUUUAACUUUGUUCAAAAAUGUCCAAUACUUUUUUCUUAUCCAUAAUAAUAUUCAUUUACAAAAAAAAAACAAAACAUUUUCAUAUAAGUAACUUACAUCUAUUAUUAGAAACAUCCUAUUUCUAUUUAUUAAGUAAAGAUACUUAAGUUUUGUUUACAAUAUUAUUUAUAUUAUAUAAAAAAAUUGUCUUCCAUUGUUUCUAUUUAAGCCUAAAUUUUAAUAAUCUAGUUUUCAGUUGAUCAAAAUUCAAUAAUCUAUUUUGUGCACUAAAUACUUAACCAUUAAUAUUAAUUUUAAUGUGUUAUUAUUGUUAUUGUUGUUGGUGGUGUUGUUGUUUUUCAGUAUUUUUCUUCAUAUCUCCUUUUAUCUAACAAUAUAAUUGAUUAAAUCAUUAUGUUUUCUAAUAUUGAUUUAUUUUUAUUUAUGUGUGAAAUAUGCAUUAAUCAAGGUUUACUUUUUUAAGAAGAAAACAAAGUAAAAUUUAUUUGUUAAACAUCAUCUGAUAAAUGAAUUGAUUCAAUGUGAUAGGAUGAAAGCAACGAUUAAAA